This is a messenger RNA of Mugil cephalus (flathead mullet), 4296 nucleotides long. Its product is annotated as protein Dok-7-like. The coding region runs from base 306 to 2945 and encodes 879 amino acids. The transcript has 13 exons. Gene Ontology annotation, biological process: neuromuscular junction development; positive regulation of protein tyrosine kinase activity. Gene Ontology annotation, molecular function: protein kinase binding. The record is from RefSeq and is a predicted model, not a curated record. Lineage: Eukaryota; Metazoa; Chordata; Actinopteri; Mugiliformes; Mugilidae.
AUGUUUGUGGUAUGCCGAUCAUGCAACAGUUUCUUCCAGUAGUUUUCCUUGCAGCAGUGGCAGGUGGUGCAGGCCAGCCCAGGUGGCAGCAGCAGCAUGGCCGGCUGGUGCACAGACAGAGAGACAGACAGACAGGCGGACGGACGGACAGACAGACAGACGGACACUAGUCAUGCCAUUUUCCAUGUGCCUUCCUCGCCGGGGGGCGAGUUUGCGCCCCACAAGCGGAGAGCGCAGGCAGCUAUUUUGAAAGUGACCCCUCAUUCAGGCAGCGACUCUGCAGCUGUCAGGAACCAUGACUGAAGAUGACGGAUUCUGUUGUCGUGGAGGGAUACGCCAGACUUAGAGAUGGGAAAAAGUGGAAAACUAGGUGGCUCGUUCUUCGCAAGCCGUCGCCUGUAGCAGAUUGCCUCGUGCUGCUGGUUUUCAAAGACAAAACGGACAGAGCCCAGGGCAACAAGGAGAGGGCGAGUGUCACCUUGGAGGAGAUCUGCGGCCUGGAAGCCGGACAGUGGUAUGAGGGUGUGGCUUUUACCCUGGCCAUCCUCUGCCUGAACCAGGCCGCCCUGCUGGGCUUCGACGGCAGGGACGCGCUGCAGGCGUGGGACGCCCGCCUACGAUACAGCCUCGGGGAGGUUCACAGAUUCAAUGUCGGAGUUUUACCAGGGACCAAGUUGGAGAGCGGACCUGCAACUCUUCAUUUGUGCAACAACUUGUUGGCUCUGGCCCGGGACGUCCCUCCCGUCAUAAUCGGCCACUGGAACCUUCCAGACCUGCGCAGAUAUGGACCUGUACCAAACGGAUUCGUGUUUGAAGGAGGAACAAGAUGCGGUUACUGGGCUGGUGUUUUUCUGCUCACAUCUGCUGAGAGUGAGCAGAUCAGCUUUCUGUUCGACUGCAUCGUCAGAGGCAUCUCCCCCACCAGAGGCCCUUUUGGACUGCGGCCCGUUCUGCCAGACCCCAGUGCCAGCCAGACGAGUUCAGAGGAGAAGCUGAACCAUGACGCCCAGGAGCUGGAGAAGCGACUGAGCAUGCUCUCUCAUGGGAGCAGUACAGCCUCGUCCACGUACUGCCCGUCCGCGGGGGGAGACGACCGCAGCAUAUCCGGGUCCUCUGACGCGUCGGACACCAGCCAGUCGGACUGCAGCAUCGGCAGCCGCCUGGCCAUCUGGCCCGAACCUGCCUCCAACCCGCCCGAAAACGUCAGCCACUCGGGCGCUAAAGUGUCGCUGCACAUCGUCGAGAAGCUUUCCCCCGGCCAGGGAGCGGGAACCCGGCCCGCGUCUAAGCUCCCCCGGCAGCUUCAGGAGAUCGGCCGCCAGAGUUCGUCCGACAGCGGCAUAGCCACCGGCAGCCAUUCCUCGUACUCCGGUAGCUUUUCCUCCUACACGGGCAGCCUGGAUAUCGCCCCCGGAGACGACUUCGGGUCCGUUUUCAGCUUGCCUCCCCACUUGGCUCAAGACCUGAGCCCUUGCGCUUGCCCGACUGUUUCUGGACACGAGUACCAGGUGCCGACAUCACUCAGGUAUCUGUACGACACUCCCAAGAGUGUGCUGCAAGAAACGAGUGGGGGUGGCAAAGACGGUGAACCCUCCACCUCAGCUAAAGACGCUUCCAGCCUCACGACAGAGCCAGCUGAAGGGCACAGGAACAGUUCGGCCACGUCUGAGAGUCACUCAGAAGCUACUGAAAGACAGUCGGUUGGCGAACACUCUCAAGGCCCUUCAGUGGAGAGUAAGAAAACCAAGGUGGCGCCCUCUAGUGACUCCCUUCACAUCUGCAGCUCUCUCACAUCUGUGUCCAAAAACAUUGUGGUUAUCUGCUCAGUGUGCGGUGGGUUUAAGCGAACGCCACACACCUCUUCAAGUUCUUCCCUGAUACCUGCCAUACCAGAACAUCAUAUUUUCAAUCGGGCAGAUCAAAGUGUUGACAAACCAGCGUGCGGACCCACCGCCGGUGAAUACGUUGCAGCGGGGAAGAACGUUUUGGAGAACUCCUGCCCGGCCGCUCCCGGCACCAAGACGGAGACGGCGAAGGUGAGGGAGGAAUCGCCACUGCCAAAAAAAAGAAGGGAGAAAUUAACGAGUCUCUUGGCCGAUCUGCUUGGCUUUCCAAGCGCAGACACGCAGCCAGAGGCAAAGACGCACAGACUGAACCUGUAUGAGUCCAUGAGCCCAGCUUUUGGAAAGGACCUCAGUCUGGCACCGGCCGCGUCGUCACAAGACGACAAAAACGCUGUCAUUUAUGAAAACUGUUUGAAGUGUCUGGGAGAGCACUGCCACCCUCCGCCGAGGGUCGCGCCCGCCAGGACGUACCGCGUUUCCUCUUCACAAACCUUCCCGACUGGGCCGCACCUGAAGAGAAUCCAAGAAGACGAAGGUGGUGCAGGUGAGGAGCUGCACGGAUCACACAGAGGGGACGGCCAGUGUCAGUAUGAAGAGAUGAGUAAUCGCACGGUGACCAGCGAAGACAAAAGGAUUAAUGGUAAAGAGGAAAGACGCAGAGCAGAUCCUGCUUAUGAGUUCAUGGAGAGUCGGGUACCGGAGAGGAACUCGGAGGCCGAGGAAAAAAGCAAGUACGAGCUUAUGGGCAGCUAUGGACAACAGAGGUUGCUUCAAGAGAUGGAAGGUGCGGUGUUUGUUUUCCCUCCCGAGGCUCCACUUCCUGAACGGCCCCGGAGUGAAGGUGUGACAUAUGUGAAUAUUCCCAUCAGUCCAACGUCCAAGAAACAGCUCAACUACAUGGAGCUGGAGCUGCAGGAGCCAGGCCACGGCACCAGGGGGACGGCCGCACAUCUGCCGUCUCAGAGGAAGAGCUCCACCAAGUACGCCCAGAUCGACAUCACCGCCACGGAGACGGCCCACAAAGUCGGCACGCAGCACGCCCUGGGUCGUCAGGAGGGUCUGCACACUCUAGAGCUGAGGAGAAAGGGGACGCCGCAUUGACUUCACUGAAAUGUCGACGUGUGCAGGACGGCUCCGCCCACCGCCAGCCUGCUGCUCCCGUAACGUUUGCAGUGACUCUGAGGAUUCCUUCUCCGUUCUGUUCCGUCUUUUGAAUAUAGAUUUCUUUGGAGGCUGCAUCGGCCAGUACACAGACACUCAGUUAUCGCCAUCUGUCCAGUGUCCACUUUAUGUCCAGCUGUAAGACGGAGCUCCCUCGGAACGUUUGACACGGGAUGAGUAGCACCGUUUCAGUCUCGGUCCUCUUCGUGAACUCUCACAUCUCAUUAAGUGGCAUCAUGUCAGGCUUACUCGGAGGAAGAUGUGCCAGUCCUGAGCUGAGUCACCGGCUCUGAUAAACCCCCCGGAGCGACGGCAUUUCACAGCUCACUCGGCCCGUCUCUAAUAACAUGCAAUUUGCUGUUUUUGUCUUUGUUUGGGAGGUUGAGGUAGGACGGCGGCAGGAGAGGAAGCGGAGACUGGGUUUUAUUCCCAUAAGGUGUUAACACUCAUUUAUUCCUCAGUGAUCCGCAAUUCCACACGUAGUCGCGCACAAAACAUUUUUUUUUUCUGUAUAUUCAAAGUGGGAUAAAUUUUUCAUCCAGUCUUACUGUGAAAAAUUCAGUCCAGCUGUUUGUAAAAAAGACAGAAAGUAUGUUUAGAAGCAGGGCAAGUAAUGGUUCUGUUUAACACUUCCACACUGCACAUGGUGACUUUUGUCAGGGCGGCUGUGGCUAAUGGAUCGGUGUGUAUCAUAUGAACAGAAUCUCAAUGCUGCUAUGUUCUUUUCUGCUUCACAGUUCGUACGUAAUAGAUUUACUCAGAAGACGUAUUCAUGAAUUAUGCAAAGCUGGAUUUUUUUUUUUUUUUUUUUUUUAAAUCACUCUUGGCCAUCACUUUUUUUUAAUUAUGGACUGAAAAAGACUCAGUAAUAACCUUAUUAUUAUUCCUUAUUAUGUGUGUGCACAUUGAUAUUUUACCAUAAUUAUUUAAAAAAAAAAAAUGCUGUGUACUUUAUAGAGCUACUCGUCGUAGUGGAAACAGUUUUUACCUAUACUCUUUAUUUUGGUUAUCUGUAAAUACUUUUUCUUUCUAUCUAGGUGGUGUGGAUUGUCAUGAAAUACACACGUGGAGAGGUUUAUGUACAGUAAAGAUAUUAUGGAAGGAGUUCAAAGACCGCGCCUGCUCCCUCACAUUCUUUUCAUGCAAUACUAUUUUUCUUGUAAAUUAUUUACAAUUAUAACUUCUGCUUUGAUGUGUUGAGUAUUUUGUGGAGAGUACAGCAGACCAUCGAUGAGAUUCUUCUCCAUGAACCAGUUUGGUACCAUAUUAUAUAAAGCAGCGUUAACACUGA